CAUCGUUGGUCAACAUGGCGUCGGGGUUAUACAUGUUAAGUCGAGGUGCUCUAACUUCAGGAAUCCACUGCCAGCGUGCAUGUAGAAACCUUUUACUGCCGCAGGUCAGGGGGAAGAAGCGAUGGAUGAAAGCGUACACGUUCCUCAUGGCGAAGAAGCUGAAGCUUGAAGGGCCUCCGCCUCCGAAGCCUCGGUCUCAACAGCCUCACUUUGAUUACCAUGCUGAGGUUCAGGCUUUCAGCACCCGCCUCCACGAGAACUUCUCUCUGGAGCUCCUCAAAGCGGCCUUCAUCAAUCCCUGUUAUGUCCGAGUGGAGCAGGAGAGAAGGACGGCAUUGGGGGUGGACUCUGAGGUCACCGCUCUCGUCCUGAAAGAUAACACUGAGCUGAGUAAAAAAGGAGCGGAGUUCACCAAAGACUUCCUGACCGACUGGUGCAGGGCGAGCUUCCCGAGCUUGCCAAGUGAGGGAUUGGCGAGCAUUGUGGGUCACCUCACUGGUCCUGAAGUUGUUACUCAUGUCGCGAGAAACCUUGGUGUUGAAGAUCUAACGAUGAGCGCAGAGUUCCCUGUUCCUGAUGACGUGCUGCAGUCUACGUUCAUGGCAGUGAUUGGAGCGCUGCAGGAAAGCAGCGGUGCAGAGACUGCUGGAUUUUUCCUCAGGGAUUUCUUGGUUGCUCAGCUGAUAGGAAAGGACCUGUUUGAUAUGUGGACUGUGGUCAAUCCCAUGGGGCUUCUGGUGGAGGAGCUCACCAAGAGGAACAUUGCUUUGCCCGAGCCUCGCCUCAUUAGGUCUGCUGGAGCCAGUACUGUCCUCCCACUGUACUUUGUGGGCUUGUAUAGUGACAAGAAGCUUCUGGCUCAGGGUCCAGGAGAGACGAUUGCAGCAGCUGAGGAGGAAGCAGCCCGCGUGGCCCUCCGGAAACUUUUCGGCUACACGGAGAACCGCACACCGUCUGACUUCUCUCCGCCUCAGCAGCAGCAUCAGCAGCCAAGGAUUCAAUCUGUCAGCAGCAACUAACCAAGUUAUAGCUCCUCUACUGCUUCAUGAGAUCAUUCAAACAAGGUGUAUUUAAUGGGACUCCUAUUUGAGUACUGUAUAGAGCUCG
Messenger RNA from Salarias fasciatus (jewelled blenny), 1107 nucleotides. RefSeq names its product mitochondrial ribosomal protein L44 (gene mrpl44). Lineage: Eukaryota; Metazoa; Chordata; Actinopteri; Blenniiformes; Blenniidae. The transcript is spliced from 4 exons. The coding region runs from base 15 to 1019 and encodes 334 amino acids. Gene Ontology annotation, molecular function: ribonuclease III activity; double-stranded RNA binding. Gene Ontology annotation, biological process: RNA processing; mitochondrial translational elongation. The record is from RefSeq and is a predicted model, not a curated record. Gene Ontology annotation, cellular component: microprocessor complex; nucleus; mitochondrial large ribosomal subunit.